Messenger RNA from Cercospora beticola, 1434 nucleotides. RefSeq names its product DUF3844 domain-containing protein. Gene Ontology annotation, cellular component: endoplasmic reticulum. The record is from RefSeq and is a predicted model, not a curated record. Lineage: Eukaryota; Fungi; Ascomycota; Dothideomycetes; Mycosphaerellales; Mycosphaerellaceae.
AGCUGCAUCUCGGUGUCGAGGCUCCUGCACAGCGUUCAUCGCCGCCACGAAGACCGACAGCGACGAUGAAGAGCACCGCACACUUUCUCCUGCCCGUGCUGGCUUGCGCGGCACGCAUAGCAGAAGCGGCAACUGCACACGUCUACACAUACGACCCCCAUGCAUCAGCGGCGAGAGGGCAAAGCGGAAGGGAUCUAUCGCCAGUCGCCGCGAGGCUGGUGCUGGCACAAAGAGCGGGGGUCGAGGAUUAUCACCAGUCAGAUUUGCUGAGGCAGGAGGCGAUCGAGGCCAUUAACGACUAUGGCAAGCAAACACCACUGUUUGCUAAGGAGGAGGACAGGCGAAACAAUGCCUUUAUACUGCUCGAAGGAGUGACAGACAGCAUACCCUUCUUCAAGGAUAACUCCGCACGACAUUCAUUUGGAAUCUCACCUGCACCGAAUUCAGCAGCGACGCGAGGCCUCUUUGUCGAUCUUGUGAAACAAGAAAAUCCAGCAUCAGCAUCUUCCGACUACGAGAUCGUUCAGCAUAUUUCGGACGCAGACCGUCUCAGCUCAAGCGGGAAUGUCUUUUAUCUCGCCAAAUCAGUGGAGGAUAUGCUGGCUAUGUGGGAGAAGUUCGAGCAGACUGGGACUUUCGCGAUCACUGCAAUCACCACUCCGGCAGAUGCCGAAUCGAGCAGGAAUGAAGGCAAGUUCCAGUGGGGAACAUAUGAAAUGCCGAACAAGAAGUCAAUGCUGCAGAAGAGACAGCGAUUAGCACCAGAGGCACCGCUCAGCAUGUCGAACGAUUUCGCAACGAGCGACUCUUCAGAAGACUCGCCAUUACCGAAGUUCCAGGCGAACAACACAACACCUCUACGCGGCAUUCUCCCGGCUUGCUUCACAUCAGAGUCCGCUUGCGAAAGUGCGACACGAAAUUGCACAGGACAUGGCAAAUGCGGUCUCAAAUACCAUGAUGCGGACUCUCUGGGCCCAGGCGGUCAGACUGGUCUUGACUGCUGGUCCUGCCAAUGCACGAAGCCAAAGAGCGAGGCUGGCAAGAAGAGCACAGUAUGGGGCGGGCCAGCAUGCCAGAAGAAGGAUGUCAGUGUCGAGUUCUGGCUCAUCGCGCUCUUCACUGUGGCAAUCAUUGGUCUGGUCAGUUUCGCGGUAGGCACCAUUUGGGAAAUGGGUUCGCAAGAACUGCCCAGCGUUAUCGGUGCGGGCGUUUCUGGACCUACGGCAAGGAAGUAAAGGUGAGUAUUGGGAGGAAGGUCGGAGAGAUGAGCAUGUACCAGAACAAAUCAUCGAAGGGCGUUCGUCGAGGUUCUAGCCGGGUUGCACGCACUCGGGCCUGCGGUAUGUACUUUCCAUGUAAAAUUGUCAUGACAGGUUGAGAAACUCUAGCCCGUCCCGAUGCUGAGCAAUACAUGAUGCUCGACGUUUGCAGCCA